GCGACCUCCGUCUCCAUGGCGCCGCCCACCUCCCCCGCGGCCGUCGCGGCGGCCGCCCGCGCGGCGCCCACUCCGGCCGCGGCGCUCGCGCUCUUCAAAUCUGCGCUGUCCGCCGACCCGGCGCUCUCCCCGCUCGCCGUGCUGCCGCACCUCUCCGCCACCCCGUCGCUGCCCCACCUGCUCCUCACCGCCUCAAUCGCCGGCCGCCCGCACACCACCUCGCUCAGCCUCUACUCGCGGCUCAAGUCUCUCUCCCUCCCCAUCCCCACCGCCACGCUCCACCCGCUCCUCUCCUCCCUCCCCUCCGCCCCCGCCUUCGUCCUCUUCGCCGACAUCUUCCGCCUCCGCCUCCCGCUCUCCACCACCACCUUCAACAUCAUGUUGCGCCACCUCUGCUCCUCCGGCAAGCCCGUCCGCGCGCUGGAGCUCCUCCGACAGAUGCCCAGCCCCAACGCCGUCACGUACAACACCGUCAUCGCCGGGUUCUGCGCCCGCGGCCGCGUCCAGGCGGGGCUGGAUAUCAUGCGGGAGAUGCGGGAGCGGACCGGUAUUGCGCCCGACAAGUACACCUACGCCACGGUUAUCUCCGGGUGGUGCAAGGUCGGCAAGGUCGAGGAAGCAGCCAAGGUGUUCGACGAAAUGCUGGCUGAGGGAGAGGUGGAGCCAAAUCCGAUGAUGUACAACUCGUUGAUAGGCGCAUACUGUGACCGGGGAAAUCUGGAGGCCGCGCUGCGUUGCCGGGAAGAAAUGGUAGCGAGGGGGGUUUCCAUGACUGUCGCGACAUACAAUUUGUUUGUGCACGCGUUGUUCAUGGAAGGGCGUGCUGCGGAGGCGCAUGCAUUGGUUGAGGAGAUGGGUGGAAAGGGGCUUGCACCAGAUGCGUUCACGUACAAUAUAUUGAUCAACGGUUACUGCAAAGAGGGUAAGGAGAAGAAAGCAAUGAAGAUGUUUGAACAUAUGGCUGCGAAAGGGAUUUGUACGACCGUGGUGACCUAUACGUCAUUGAUAUAUGCCUUGUCUAAGAAGGGGAUGGUUGAGGAGGCCGAUAGGCUGUUUGAUGAGGCUGUGAGGAGAGGCAUCAGGCCUGACCUUGUCAUGUACAAUGCCCUGAUCAAUAGCCACUGCACUGGUGGUGAUAUGGACCGGGCAUUUGAGAUCAUGGGAGAAAUGGCAAAGAAGAGGAUCACACCUGAUGACGUGACAUACAAUACUCUAAUGAGGGGGCUGUGCUUGCUGGGGCGUCUUGAUGAAGCGCGUGGGCUCAUUGACAAGAUGACAAAGAGGGGUAUCAAGCCAGACCUUGUCAGUUACAACACCCUGAUUAGCGGCUACAGCAUGAAGGGUGACAUCAAGGAUGCUCUGAAGGUUCGAGAUGAGAUGAUAGACAAGGGGUUCAACCCAACACUUUUGACAUAUAAUGCAAUGAUACAAGGGCUCUGCAAGAAUGGCCAGGGAGACGAUGCCGAGGAGCUGGUGAAAGAAAUGGUGGGCAAUGGCAUCACCCCUGAUGACAGUACAUAUAUUUCACUGAUCGAGGGACUUACCACUGAGGACGAGCGGCUGGCCGCAGAAGAUGCUGUAAAAGCGUGAGCUUUUCGGGAAGCAGAAGCAAGAGUUUUUUUAGGAAGCAGAGGACCGCAAAAUGAUCAUUUUGAUGAUGACUGACGCCGAACUGUCGGCAAUGUGGAUCAGCCUACUCCUUGGCCAAGUUAGCCUUUCCAAUGGUUGAAUCUUUUGUCAUCUAUAAACACGGGUGAUGAAAUAUGUCAAGACCAAAAUUUUCAGAGAUGGAAAGCACUGGUCGAGUUUUUUUGAAGAUCACCAAGUACUUGGAAUAUACGGAGACUGGAUCUUUCAACCUGGUUGGAUCAUUACUGACAUUCCUAUUUAUUUGGAUGCAAUACUACCCUGCCUUCUUGUGCUUGAUAGAACUAGGGAUAUUAUCUGCAAGAAUAGGUGAAUUCUGUAAUACUGUAAUAGGUCGUGCUUUCAGAAUGCAAGUUCAUAUCUGUUGCUGCUACUCAGAUGAUACUCGGAUUGUUAUUCAUACAUGAUAUCUGUGUAUGAGCUCCAUUCCAGAAGAUAGUGGUGGUGUUAA
This is a messenger RNA of Aegilops tauschii subsp. strangulata, 2098 nucleotides long. RefSeq lists its product as uncharacterized. Gene Ontology annotation, molecular function: protein binding. The record is from RefSeq and is a predicted model, not a curated record. Lineage: Eukaryota; Viridiplantae; Streptophyta; Magnoliopsida; Poales; Poaceae.